Pectinophora gossypiella (pink bollworm) is the source of this 1724-nucleotide messenger RNA. RefSeq names its product syntaxin-5 (gene Syx5). Gene Ontology annotation, biological process: intracellular protein transport; endoplasmic reticulum to Golgi vesicle-mediated transport; vesicle fusion. Gene Ontology annotation, cellular component: endomembrane system; SNARE complex; Golgi membrane. The record is from RefSeq and is a predicted model, not a curated record. Lineage: Eukaryota; Metazoa; Arthropoda; Insecta; Lepidoptera; Gelechiidae. Gene Ontology annotation, molecular function: SNAP receptor activity; SNARE binding. The coding region runs from base 205 to 1299 and encodes 364 amino acids. The transcript is spliced from 3 exons.
CAUUGAUGAUGAUGAACCUUCCGACUUCUGUCAGUCAAUGGAAAUUGGACUGGACGUGAUAAUAAAAGGAAUAGUUCAAAUAUACUGGCUAUACGUACACAGAAAUCUUGUUUUAUCGUUAAAGUGGACUACAGAAUAUUACAACUUACUCAAAUAGUGAAAAUUUACAGUAUCAGCCCUCGAAGAUAUCAAAUCUAGGAUGCGAUGCUCCCUCGUCGUCGUAACGUUGGAGGUGUCACAGACCGCACACCGUUGAUUGGAAACGAAGACUCUUAUGACAAGCUAGACAAGAAAGGAUCCUCGUAUUCUAAACCUUAUGCAGCCUUGGGAUUUUCACUGACGCAGUCUAAGCAGACACAUUACGAUACAGCAGAACAGGACGUUGUUUUUGACUUCCUUGAGGAUUUUGUGUUUGAACCAGUGAUGGCAGCCCGAGACAGGACUAACGAGUUCGGAGCGGCCGUGCGGAGCCUGCAGGGUAGGACACUGGCGCGCCCCGUGCUGCGGGACGAGCGCAAGGCUGCAGUUCUCGAGACUUACUCUCAGUUCAUGAGUAUGGCAAAAGUUAUAAGUAAAAAUAUUACAAGUACUUAUGCUAAGCUGGAAAAAUUAGCCCUCUUGGCCAAAAAGAAAUCAUUAUUUGAUGACAGACCUACAGAGAUACAGGAAUUGACAUAUAUCAUCAAAGGUGACAUAAGUUCGCUGAAUCAACAGAUUGCUCGACUAGGGGAGAUGCCUCGAGGGAGGCGCAGUAUGCAUAGCCACUCCUCUAGUGUAGUGCUAGCUUUGCAAUCUAGGCUAGCUUCCAUGAGUAACCAGUUUAAACAGGUUCUUGAAGUACGAUCAGAAAAUUUGAAGCAUCAGAAUAAUAGACGUGAACAGUUUUCAAGAGUGGCACCGGUUGUAAAAGAAGUCCCCUCACUACUCCAGCAGGAUGAAGUAAGCAUAGACCUGGGAAUGGGGGAGCCAUCAAAUCUGCAAGCUCAACAACAACAGUUGGCAUUGAGAGAUGAUACAGAUUCAUAUGUGCAACAACGUGCCGAGACUAUGCACAACAUUGAGAGCACUAUUGUAGAAUUAGGAGGCAUUUUCCAGCAGUUAGCACAUAUGGUGAAAGAGCAAGAUGAGGCUAUUGGUAGAAUUGAUGCCAAUAUUCAAGAGGCAGAGAUGAAUGUGGAAGCUGGCCAUAGAGAAAUCAUGAAGUAUUUCCAAAGUGUGACAGGCAAUAGAGCACUCAUGUUUAAAGUUUUUGGUGUGCUCAUCUUUUUCUUUAUAUUCUUUGUUGUAGUUAUGGCUUAAAAAGAUUAUUGCCUUCGUCACAAAACAUGAGUCACAUGAAGAUGUUAAAUUAGCCUACAAUGCUUGUUCUGAGCCGAGAAAUGCUUUAAAAAAAGCUGGCAGGGAGUGAGUGUAUAUAAUGAAUACUAUACACCUCUGCCCACACCUUUGGGAUGCAGGCGUGAUGCUAUGUUAUGUGAUAAAGGCCUAACAUUCUAUCAACAUUUCCUCCUUAAAAAUAUUUGGAAUUAUAAGUUCCACUUCAAUUUGAAGUAAAAACUAAGAGGCAGAUCAUUAAAAAUCCCCAUUGCUUUCUUUUGAACCAUGUGUACACCUGUUGAUAGACUGAUAAAAUUACCUAUAACAAUUUAAAAUCAAUAAGUAUGUAUUGUGGUUUAAUGGUAUAAAUAAAAAUAUAUUAUGUUAUAAUAAAACUAUUAUAAAUG